ACCCGCUAAAACUGGGACAAUAAUCGAUUGACUAAAAUGCGUUCAAAAUGGAGUUUGACUUCGCUCAUUAUUAUUUAUUAAAAGUACACGGUAGAGGAUAUCAUUCUCCAGUCGGGCGAUAUAUUUCGUUCGUAUCCUACCCACAUACAGCGAAGGCAUAUCCAACGAGACUGUGUGAAACAGGGUGUUACUAUACGGGAUUUCAAGACGAGGUUAAAUGUCAUGUUUGCACAUUUACAUACAGAGGCUGGAAUGAGGGUGACAUACCUGAAGAAAAACAUAGACGGCAUUCACCUGAAUGCCAAUUUCUAAUUGGGAAUGAUGUCAUAACUGCAGGCAUUGGUGAUAUUCAGAUAGAAGAUAUAUUUAUUGAUAGACUUUUUGAGGAGACGAACAACGAUUUUAUAACUUUACAUGAGAGGCCAGAUUCAGGUAUGUCAAAGGAAAAUAAAGAAAAGGUAGAGAGUAUGAACAACAGGGAGCUGAAUGUACAAAAUGCAGGGGCAAAAACCAUGAAUACAUUUCUACACACUGGCACUAGAGGAUUGUGUGAAAAUGGUGAUACCAGAGGGGACAAUGACACAGCGGGUGCAGAUGCAAUGCCAUUCGAGGAAUACAGCGCUCGACUUCGAUCCUAUAAACAAUGGCCUAAACGUCAAAUAGCUGAUCCACAAAUGUUGGCAAACGCAGGCUUCUAUUACACCGGAAGAGGUGAUAUUAUCCGUUGUUACAAAUGUCGUUUUGAGAUCCGCAACUUGAACGAUGGACUUGAUCCUUGGGAAGAACAUGCACGCCUUUAUCCCUAUUGCGACCAUCUCGUGGAAAACAAGGGUGAACUCUAUGUACAAAGAUUCCAUCAGAACCCCCAUGGUAGAGAUGCUGAGCAAACAGUUCCAAAGGAGCGGCGUGGGCGGGCACACUUUCAAAAGAAAAGGGAUGAACUAUAUGGCUCAGAUCAAUGCGAUACAAAAUGCAAAAAGUGCCUAAGACGGGAGUCCGAUGUGGUAUUCCUUCCGUGUCGUCAUCUGGUGUGCUGCAGACUUUGUGCAGAUGAUUGUUCAGUCUGUAUUUUCUGUUCCAGUCCCAUUAUGGGAAAAAGAAGAAUUUACAGAUAAGACCAUGGAUGAAAUAGCUAUUGCACAAAUAUACUAUAGUUAUACAUUUCCGUAUGACUAAACGUUUUAUUUUUGUACGUGUAACAUGUGUAAACGUUUGGGGAGGCUGCGUUUUCAGAACGUGACUUUCCCUGUUCGACAUUCAUUCUUGUUUUUAUGCUCACAAUUGUGUUGUUUGUGCCGUGUGGCGGCCGUAAAAUCUCUACCUGUACAUUCAAUCAAUAUUGUUAUAUUUUCAUCAAUCAGUGAUUGUUAUGCAUUCUAAACUCUCGGUCUUCGUCAAAAAUGAGAAGUGAUUUAUACGUUAAGGGAGGCUGCGUUUUUAGAACGUGACUUUCCCUGUUGAAUAUUCAUCCUCGUUUUUAUGCUCAUAAUUGUGUUGUUUGUGCCGUGUAACGGCGGUAAAAGGUCUCCCCGUACAUUCAAUCAAUAUUGUUAUAUUUUCAUCCAUCGGGGAUUGUUAUGCAUUCUAAACUCUCGGCCUCCGUCAACGAUGUGGAGUGGUUUAUACGUUUGGGGAGGCUGUAUUUUUAGAACGCGACUUUCCCUGUUGGCUAUUCAUCCUUUUUUCAGUUAUAUUAGAUGUGUUUAGAAUUCUAGAGUAUAUAAAUAGUGUUUCUUGUCUAGUUUAUUAAAAUAUCUUUUCCCUGUUUACAGUUUUAGAAUAAAGAGUAAUAAUAAUUUUUCAA
Molecule: messenger RNA, 1804 nt
Organism: Mercenaria mercenaria
Lineage: Eukaryota; Metazoa; Mollusca; Bivalvia; Venerida; Veneridae
Product: inhibitor of apoptosis protein-like
Exons: 4
Coding region: 48-1115 (355 amino acids)
Source: RefSeq, a predicted model, not a curated record